Xenopus laevis (African clawed frog) is the source of this 1130-nucleotide messenger RNA. RefSeq names its product glutamine amidotransferase like class 1 domain containing 3A-like gene a S homeolog (gene gatd3ala.S). The coding region runs from base 406 to 1047 and encodes 213 amino acids. NCBI's taxonomy places the organism in Eukaryota, Metazoa, Chordata, Amphibia, Anura, Pipidae. The transcript is spliced from 4 exons. The record is from RefSeq and is a predicted model, not a curated record.
UACAUUAGCAGUUUAAAAAUAGCUUGACCAAAAAUUCCCAUGUAAAUAACCAACAACAAAAAAAAGAAUUCCCGGCAGAAAUAACAUGUUUACUGUUUGUAUUGAAAACUAAAAGUAAAUGGAAACCAUGCUAAUAUGUAGGAGCUGUUUUAUGGGAAAAUUGCAGACAGACAGAGCACAUUGCAAGGAAAUGUUUAUAUUACUGAUCUAACAGGGAAUGCCUAUUGUGUGCAAUUACUCAGGUACCCAGGUGAGGAAAUAGAGGUAGACUUCCUUGUAGGAGGAUUGUCCCCCCCUCCGUGACUCUCCUGUCAUGUAUAUAAAGAGCUGAGACAGGUUUCCUUCCGGCACUGUUGUGCUCCUUACCGCAGAGGCACCUUUGUGUUUGCAGCUCUCCAUGAAGUAAUGGCUAAGAAGGUGGCAGUGAUCCUUGCUGGCUGCGGGGUUUAUGAUGGCAGUGAGAUUCAUGAGUCGGCAGCUGUAUAUGUUCAUCUCAGCAGAGCUGGAGCUCAGAUGCAUGUAGUGAAUCACACCAAAGGGCAGCCCACAGAAGAGACACGCAAUGUGCUUGAGGAAAGCGCACGGAUCGCAAGAGGGAACAUCAAAGACCUCAAAGAGCUUGAUGUUAAUGAAUAUGACGCAGUCAUUAUACCAGGUGGCUUUGGAGUUGCCAAAAACCUGUCCACCUGGGCUGUGAAAGGAAAGGACUGUACAGUUGAAAAAGAUGUUGAAGCCAUUAUCAAAGGAUUCCAUGGAGUCAAGAAACCAAUCGGUUUAUGCUGUAUCUCCCCCGUAUUGGCAGCAAAACUAUUUCCUGGAUGUGAACUGACUGUUGGCUGUGAUACUGAGUGUGAAAAGUGGCCAUAUGCAGGCACAGCAGCUGCCAUUAAAGAGCUCGGCUGCAAACAUGUCAACAAGCAAGUGAAUGAAGUUCAUGUGGAUGCAAAGAACAAAUUGGUCACCACGAGCGCCUUUAUGUGUAACAGUCCAGUUCAUGAGAUUUAUGACGGAAUUGGUGAAAUGGUAAAAUACGUUUUAAUAAAUUAAUAACAAUGUUCAUGAGGAUUAUUUAAAAUGUGUAUUUACUGUACUGUAUAUAUCAUACAAUAAAUUACAUUCUUUCAGCAGAA